AUGCGGUCCGCUAUCACAGGCUCUCUUCUCUGCCUCUUGUCGGCCGUCGUCCCUGGAACUGUCGCCCUCCCUGGAACACCUAGCACGAGGGCAAAUUCCAACGCGGAGUCCAUUCCCGUGCGCUGGCUCGGAGAUACACCAUCCUACACCGCAGGAACGACGUUCGGACUUCCCUGGCCGCAGGGCAAAUACUACUUCAAUAACACCGCGUUCAGCAUCUCGGGCUUGCAGAGCGGAGAUGCGCCUCUGCACUCCUGGGUCAACGGAUACUGGGCCGAUGGGUCGAUUAAGUGGACAGGGCACGCGCUGCCUGCUGUCGACACCGAGAAUGGGACUGUGGCCGAUGAGUACAGCGUGAGCGUGAAAACAGGAAAGCCUCAGUCGUCGAGUACAGGCGGAGUGAAGAUCCAGAAUACCGCCGAUACAGUUACCGUCGACACAGGCAAAAUCACCGUCGCAUUUCCGAAGAAGGGGGCUAACAUUGUCGACUCGAUAACGACUUCAUCGGGCCAGACAGUUGGGCAGAAUGGGAAAUUGGUCCUGCAUACCCAGUCCGGUGUUGCGGAGGAUGUUGCUGCGCGCGCGAAUGCCUCGAUCUCAUACAGCAAUUUUGAGAGUAGCAUUUCGGGGGUUUCUGUUACUACAGGGAAUGGGACCUCUCGUGCGCUUGUCACUGUGCGUGGCCAGCAUGCACCGAUUACGGGCGACGGCGAGGGGUGGCUUCCCUUCGUUGUCCGGUUCUAUCUUUAUGCGAACUCUGAUGCGAUUCGCAUUGUCCACAGUAUUGUCUUCGAUGGCGAUGCAGAGAGCGACUUCGUCUCCGCGUUGGGAAUCAGGUUUUCUGUCCCCUUGGCUGGCGAAGAGUUGUAUAACAGGCAUGUGCGCAUUCCUGGUGAGGAAGGGGGCUUCCUCCACGAGGCUGUUAAAGGUAUAACUGGCCUACGCAGAGAUCCAGGAGAGGAAGUGCGCGCUGCCCAGGUCGCGGGUGAGAAAUUGCCUGAUGAAAGCGAGUGGGAUGAGCGGGUGACCAGCCGGCUUCAGUGGAUUCCCGCCUGGAACGACUAUAAACUUUCGCAGCUCUCGCCGGAUGGAUUCACGAUUGCGAAGCGCACUAAGGCCGGGCAGGGGUGGGUGCAUAUUCCUGGGGGGACCAGAUCAAAUGGGCUGACGUACCUCGGGGGUGCGACCAAGGGGGGCAUUGCGGUUGGAUUGCGUGAUUUCUGGAAGAGGUUCCCGGCUGGAGUUGAGAUUGCCAAUGCUGGGGAGGAUCAAGGGCAGGUUACCAUUUGGUUGUAUAGUCCCGAGGCGGCGCCAUUGGACCUUCGACCUUACCAUGACGGGAUGGGCCUAGACACGUAUGAGAAGCAGCUGGAUGGGUUGGAGAUCACGUAUGAAGACUACGAGGAGGAUUUCAACACGCCGUAUGGAAUUGCCAGGACCAGCGAGGUAUAUCUGUACGCGUUUGACCAGACACCCGACAGUGACCGACUCGCAACACUCAGCAAGCAUACAAACGAGCCGCCGGUUCUCGUUGCGGAGCCGUCAUAUAUCCGUGAGACGAAAGCCAUAGGGAUUUACUGGAACUUGCCGGAUACCUCUAACGACAAGGCGGCGACUAUCGAGGAGAACCUCGAGUUCCUGGUCGAGUAUUAUGAAGGCCAGGUUGAGUCGCGCAGGUGGUACGGCUUCCUCGACUAUGGCGACUACAUGCACACCUACGACGAGGAUAGGCAUAUCUGGCGCUACGAUGUCGGUGGGUUCGCAUGGGACAACUCGGAGCUGUCUCCUGAUCUGUUCUUGUGGCAGUACUUCCUGCGCACAGGACGCGAGGAUGUAUUCCGUCUUGCUGAGGCCCUGACCAGACACACCGGCGAGGUCGACGUGUACCAUAUCGGCGACUGGAAGGGUCUUGGAACUCGACAUGGGGUGCAACACUGGGCUGACAGUGCAAAGCAAGUCCGCAUUACCCAGCCGCAGUACCGGAAGUACUUCUACUACCUGUCCGGCGGUGACGAGCGCGUUGGCGAGUUACUCCAGGAAGCACUCGACACAGACAAGACGUAUGAAGUUCUGGACCCGAACAGAAAAGUGCGCGAGGACGGCUGGACACCGACUCCAGGUCAACCGGCCACGAUCUCCCUAGGUACCGACUGGGCCGGAUUAGCAGGCGGCUGGCUGAUUGAAUGGGAACGCCGUGGCGCUCGCUGGCAGGAAGCACGCGAAAAGCUGACCCAGACUGCCCGGGGUAUCACGAACCUGACGAACGGCUUUGUCACCGGCUCCGGUCUAUACUCAUCAACCACUGGCACACUGACACCGCCCCCUGCGGAUCUCAACAACACCGGCCUUGUCGAGGUAUCCCAUCUCAACGCCGUUUUCGGUCUGCCCGAAGUCGUCUCCGAGCUUCUGGACCACUGGGCUGACGCUGCCCCGGAUCGCCUCAAGGACGCCUGGCUCGAGUACUGUUACUACUAUUCGGCAUCUGCAGCGGAGCAGAAAGCAAGGUACGGGGAGGACUUUGGCAGUCUGAACUUGAUCCAAGGCCACUCCCGGUUGACUGCGUAUUGGGCGCACGACCAGGAUAACUCCACCGUGGCCGAGCGUGCGUGGAAAGAGUUCUAUGUUAACAAUGACGGCUUCACGGCGAAUGAGACUUGGACUAGCGAGGAGGUUAAUGGGAGUGCGGUCCUUAUUCCGGUGCAGGAGGCGACGUUUGUCAGUACAAAUGCGGUUGCGCAAUAUGGACUCGCAGCGAUUCAGAAUCUGGCGCUGGCUGGGGAUGCCUUGGAGGAUUCGCCGUAUCCCAAUUAA
This is a messenger RNA of Aspergillus versicolor CBS 583.65, 2811 nucleotides long. Its product is annotated as polysaccharide lyase family 26 protein. The coding region runs from base 1 to 2811 and encodes 936 amino acids. The record is from RefSeq and is a predicted model, not a curated record. The transcript has a single exon. NCBI's taxonomy places the organism in Eukaryota, Fungi, Ascomycota, Eurotiomycetes, Eurotiales, Aspergillaceae.